AUGGCACCCACCACAACUAGAGAUGCUGUUGUUGCUCCCAAGAUUGAAACUGUCCUGACCAGCCUCCUCGGAAAGGACUACUUUAAACAAGUUGAAGAGGGAGAUGAUAGUGACACAACUGAAUUUAUGCUUGAAUCAAGGCAAAAAGCGUUUGAUUGGAUUGUCAAUCAGGAUCCAUUACAGUUGGAGUACGCUUCUCCCAAUUUGGUUCAGAGGUUUCUAUUGGUGCUCUUCUACUACCAAACCACAAGGCAUGAACCAUGGAAGGAGUGCAAUCCACCAUCAACCUUUCAGGGGGGUACGCCAUCCGAUUUCUGCUAUAAGCUUGAUCCUGUUACAGGGGAAACAACAUCGGACAUCUGGGGUGAUCAGUGGCUCACAAAAAGCCAUGAAUGCCAGUGGGCAGGAAUGAUCUGUGAGACUGUGCAAACAAAGGCGAAAACAGUUGUUGGGGUAUCAGUUCGGUGGAAUCGGCUCAAUGGCCCUCUUCCAUGGGAGAUUGCACAAUUACCACACCUGAAACAGCUACAUUUGAAUGACAACAUGCUGAGUGGAAUGCUGCCACCAAAGCUGCUCUCUUAUUCAUUGGAACGGCUCCAGUUGGGCAACAAUCAACUCUCAGGACACAUCCCUGCUAUAUGGUUUGAAAAUCUCCAUGACGGAAAUGCAAAACUUACUAGCCUUCAAAUUGAUGAAAACUGGUUGACUGGAACUAUUCCAUCUGAAGUGGGGUUGUUUCCGAUGGAGGUUGUUCAUCUGCACCAGAAUCAACUGAGUGGGUCGCUGCCAGUUGAACUCUCUGCCCACACCUCCCUGAAGAUAUUAUUGCUGGGUUACAAUGACCUUACAGGCACUGUUCCAAGUGAAUUUGGACUGCUCACAAGCUUGAAGGGGAACCUAUAUUUGGGUCAUACCCAUAUUUCGGGAACCUUGCCCUCAGAGAUUGCCCUGCUGAGCACACUUCAGGACAUUGAUUUGUCUUCUACCAACAUGCAAGGGACCCUCCCGCAAGAAAUGUACACUGGACUCACAGACCUUCGUGCUUUUUCUGGCAAUAACUGCAACUUUUCUGGGACUAUCAGUUCAUCACUUGGUCUAUUGACAAGUCUAGUUUGGCUUCGUUUGGCCAACAACAACUUCCAUGGCACAAUUCCUAGUGAGAUUGAAGAGUUGACUAGCCUGAUGCAUCUGGUAGUGAAUGGGAAUCAGCUCACUGGCACUGUUCCAGCGUCUCUAUGUCUCUCUGCUGCUUUUGUUGAGAUUUACGGAGCUGCGCUUGUGGCUGACUGCUUGCCCAAUCAAGAGACCGGGCUGCCCACAAUUGUAUGUGCUGCUGAUUGCUGCACCAGUUGUUGUGACAACACAGGGGUUUGCCUUGGAAACUAG
Messenger RNA from Seminavis robusta, 1386 nucleotides. The record is from the annotation of a GenBank genome assembly. Lineage: Eukaryota; Bacillariophyta; Bacillariophyceae; Naviculales; Naviculaceae.